CAUCACCAAUCGAUCCCCGUACACCACAUGAUUCCAGAGAGAGUCGAUUGUUCGUGUACUCUGUAUCACAUCAACUGAUCGGGGGACUCAGGUGCAGCAGGCUCUCUCGGAGACCCUCACACAGGGUCGGACCCGGAGCUUUCAGUCAUGGUCUUCGAGUCUCUGGUCAGCGACCUGCUCAAUAGGUUCAUCGGAGACUAUGUGGAGAAUCUGGACAAGUCCCAGCUCAAGAUCGGGAUCUGGGGAGGAAAUGUCGUGCUUGAGAACCUGAAGGUGAAGGAGAACGCUUUGAGCGAGUUUAAUGUGCCGUUCAAAGUGAAGGCCGGACAGAUUGGUAAGCUGACGUUGAAGAUUCCCUGGAAGAAUCUCUACAAUGACGCUGUGGUCGCCACGUUGGAAGGGCUGUACCUGCUGGUUGUUCCUGGAGCCA
Messenger RNA from Labrus bergylta (ballan wrasse), 430 nucleotides. Lineage: Eukaryota; Metazoa; Chordata; Actinopteri; Labriformes; Labridae. The record is from RefSeq and is a predicted model, not a curated record.